AUGGUUAAAUCAAGCCGUCCUUUCUCCGCAUUACUUCAAGUGAUCCACGGAUAUCCGAUUUUCAUCGUUCAGGAAUCUUUUUAUCAAACUUCAGACAUCACAGCAGACAUUGCUCGUGUGAAAUAUUACAGAAACACUGUGUACGCUCAUGCCGAGCGUACUUCAGUUGAUGAAGCGGAAUUCAAAAAAUACUGGUCUGACAUCCGGGCCGCUCUAGUGAGACUGGGAGGUACUAAGUAUCAGAAAGAGAUUGAAAAUCUUGAAACUGCUUGCAUGGACCCUGAAACUGAAGAUAAAUACAAAGACCUUCUUGAAGAAUGGCAGAAGAAUGAAGAAGGUAUCACGUAUAGACUGGACAAGUUGGGAAACCAAAUCGGGACUAUCAAAAACUAUCUAUCGAAACUAUCGAAUAAAGUCGAACCUGUCGAGCCACCAGCUCUUGAUUUUUACUGUGAGAAAUGCAAGGUGUGCAUUUCCGCCCAGGAUAGAAAAAGUAAUCACAUUGAUCACACUACAAUGACAAAACGACAGGCUGCAGAUAGACAAAAGCCAAAGAUAAAAGAAGCUAUGAAGAAAAUGGAAGAGAAAAUUCGUGUUUAUGAGGUGAAGGUGGAAGAAGCAGGCGACCAGUUGACACGAAGUCAAAGAGACAUUGAAAAAGCCCGAGGAGUGGUAGCGAAGACUGUUGAAUCUCUCAUACAGAUGUUACAGGAUCACAAAAAGGACACGGAGAACAUUUUGAACGAUAUUGAAGAAGUUCACAAAAAACACAACGAACACUUAAAGCAGUCUCGCGAGCGGUUAAAAACCAAAUCAGAAGAAUUACAAGCCACCUUAAACAAAAACGACGCUGAUGAAAUUUUAGAAACUUGUCAAUCUGUCGAUGAAUAUGGCAAAGAUCUCUGCGAUGCUGGCAGAAGUCAUCAUAAAAAACGGGCGCUGAAUGUCAGGUACGAGACAAACGAUGAAGAUAUUCAAAGAAUAAAAUGCGCAAUCCUGGGCCGAGUCGUAAGUGACGACAAUUCAACGACUGUCUACUCAGUGGUAGAGAGAGAAGGCCUGCAAGGAGUAGAAAUCGGAAGAGCGUCUUCCCUCAAAAUCCUGACCCGAGAUGCAAAUCAAAAACAGGUUUACAACGCGGACGAUAAGAUAGAAGUGAAAAUCCAGACUCCUCUUGGAAAGGAUCUCAGCACUGAGAUUAUAAACAAUAAAAAUGGUUCAUACAUCGUGUCCUAUACACCUGACUGCGACGGACAACACGAAAUAUCGAUCGCUGUCAAUGGAAACCCCCUUCCUUUAAGUCCCUGGCGUGUUCACGUGACUCCACAUCAAUACGAAAUUGGAUCAGUUUUCGGGAGAACUGGUAAAGCCACAGGAGAAUUUGAUGGACCUUGUGACAUUGCAAUCAACGAACAGACAGGGGACAUUGCCGUUGCUGAUGCUAAGAACAACAGGGUACAAUUGUUCAGCUCCAAUGGACACUUCACCAAAGAGAUAAGUAAAUCUGGCUGUGGUGGAAAGGAACUGAAUUCUCCUACUUCCGUGGGAUUCACCAAUUCUGGUGACAUCGUCAUCAUCGCUAGCGGUGAUAUUUAUUUCUUCAAUAACGAUGAUGACAGUCUCACAAAAGCUUCCAAAAAACUCGCGAAAGAUCCAAGAUUCUUGUCUGUCAGUGGCGAUAAGAAUCUGAUCUUGUGUGACUGGAGCGAUAACACAGUAAAGGUCCUCUCCCCUGACGGUACAAAAUUGAUGAUGAAGCCAUUCAAAGAUCGCCUGGUGAAUGAUCCUCCAUGGUUCGCUAUUAGUCACCAAGAGAGGUUCUUCGUUUGUUACGGCUUGAAUCAUGUAGUCAAAGUGUUCAACAAGGAUGGAUGGUUUCAGUACAGUAUUGGUGGCGUGGGCUGUGGUGACGGACAAAUGAGUUAUCCUACUGGAAUUACCAUUGACAAGUUCAACAACUUGAUCGUGUGUGACCCCAGCAACCACAGGCUGCUUGUGUUCUCACUGGAUGGAAAGUUUGUCAACUCAGUACCUGGACUGGAGUGCCCUGGAACAGUUGCUGCUUCAUCUACUGGGCAGCUUUUUGUAACAGACUUUACCAAAAACUGUAUUCAUGUCUUACACUGAAGAAGAUGGUAAACUCAAGACUCAGUCAUUUUGUAGCAAAAGUGACUCUUGACCUUAUUAUUAGUCCAUGAUUUUCGAGGGAUGAAGCUACAAGUCAGCAUUCAAAGCUAAUUAGUUGAAAUAGAGACAAGCCUUCUGAUUGUUUCAGAAAAACUCUUAAGUAUUUUUAUUUGCAAAUAUUUCAUUUAGUGUUUUGAUAAAAUUUAGUAACUUUUCGUUGGAAAUUGCCAGAUAGCUGGUACAUAAGCAGGAUUUCAAUAAUAGAUGACAUAUUCGUGAAAGAACUUUUAUCUAUGUUUAAAACUUUUGUGAUUUUAUCCUUUUAUCGGGACCCUUCGUCACUGAAGUUCCCUGCAGCGGCGGUCGGCGGGCCAAAGCCGACUUUACCACCUUAUCAUUUGACUCAUUUCGCCCGCUAUGUCAAUUCAGCGACUAAAUUACGAUGUUUUACAGGCUUUAUUACCUCGUAUAGCAACGUGCAUAUCAUUAUUUACAAAAUGUAUAGGGUAACUUAUUGAACUUUAAAACGCCUUAAAAUACAAGUUUGGUCGAGUAGAUAAACUCUGAAGAAAUAUAAAUAUAACACAAAAAGUAGCAGAGAUAUUAAACGAUGGGAAAGAUUAAAACGGAUUUUGCAUGACCGCUCUGAAAAGUAUAGGCAUAGUUUUUUAAGAUUGAUAAUCGGGACCUAAAUUAAUUAGGCCAGGGUAAGAAACAUCUAUUCAAUUUACAAGAGCAGUCAAUAACUAAA
Messenger RNA from Pocillopora damicornis (cauliflower coral), 2878 nucleotides. RefSeq lists its product as uncharacterized. Gene Ontology annotation, molecular function: ubiquitin protein ligase activity; protein binding. The record is from RefSeq and is a predicted model, not a curated record. Gene Ontology annotation, biological process: protein polyubiquitination; proteasome-mediated ubiquitin-dependent protein catabolic process. Lineage: Eukaryota; Metazoa; Cnidaria; Anthozoa; Scleractinia; Pocilloporidae.